Haliotis rubra (blacklip abalone) is the source of this 3727-nucleotide messenger RNA. RefSeq lists its product as uncharacterized. The record is from RefSeq and is a predicted model, not a curated record. The coding region runs from base 142 to 1782 and encodes 546 amino acids. NCBI's taxonomy places the organism in Eukaryota, Metazoa, Mollusca, Gastropoda, Lepetellida, Haliotidae. The transcript has 4 exons.
GCCAUCAAGUUCCUAUACUACGUCACAGAAGUCUGUUGAUUUCAUGGAAAAGAUACGCAGUGUCUUCAGCCAAGUGUUGUUUGUUGUCUCUACAAUAUUACAAGUGUUGUCAAUUUCGCUCAGGAAGUGAUAUAUACAACAAUGAAAUUGACAUUGACUAAAGUGUUACACUAUGGCUUGUUGUUGAUGGCAGCAUAUAUUGUUUACACAUGGCUCGUGCAGGAUAAAGACAAAAGUGACUACGAUCGUCAUCCUCGCAACAAAGAUAAGUUCAAGGACAGCGACACGGGGGUGAAAGGUCAAGGUCACAAGUAUGCUGAUGGGGCACGCCAUGUCAAGGAUGAUUCACAAGAAAAUGUAAAAAGAGCCAAAGAUUACAACGACGUUAUAGACCAACAUAGACAGCAGGAACGACAGCAACGAGAACAGGAACUUGAUAGGAAUGACGCCCAAAGAGAACAGGAAGACAAAAUGAAACGAAACGAAAAAUAUAUAAUGGAAGACAAAAAAAAGCCGCUAGAAAAUAGAGAACGAGACAAAAGAAAGCAGGAUGAUAUAAAACAACAAAAAGAUGAUCUGAUUCCGGAUAUAGAGCCAAAAUUGGUCAAAGACUUAGGCCCGAAAGUUGAACCGAAAAAGGUCAAGGAAAUAAUCAUGGACGAUAGAUUUGAUGACGGGCCGGCUAAAGCGGGUAAAAAGAAUGAAGAAGUGCAGAAGAUGAAGUGGAAGGGAAUGGAGGAAGACGGAGAAGAUCUUUUGAAAGAACUCAACAAUGCUGCUUUGAAGGGUGACCCGGAUGUUCACAAACAGAUGGACAAACUCAGUGAUCACAAAAACGUCAAAAUUCCAAAACUGCAAAAGGGGUUCGGAGAUGAGCACGACGACCUUGACACAGCGGCUGAGAAGGUACAACGAAGGAAGGAGUUCUUUCAAAAGGUCAGCAAAUACGAGUCAAAAGUUCAAAUGUCGGAGGACAAGCAUAUUCACGAAACUGAGGACGAUUUUGCAUUUGUCACGGCAGCGAACAGCGACACCUAUCAAGGAGCGCUCAGGUUUAUCUACAGCGUCCAGCACAACUUCCCUAACGCGGAGAUAGGAAUCUUUAAUAUUGGUCUCUCACAACAAGAAGCAUCCUUUAUUAGAGAGCUCUGCAGCGUGGAGCUGCUGCCAAACAUGUUGCCGCUAUAUCCAGAUCAUGUGCAAGAGAAACAGGAUGAAAAGUUCUGGAGGCCUGUCAUCUUGGAUAUUGCACUGAACAGAUUCGGCCAUUUUGUCUUCGUGGAGCCAAUGAGGUUCAUUAAGAACGGCGUUGACCUUCGAGGUCACUAUGCAUUGUCACGUAAGGGCGGUGCAGCCAUGUUCGGAACCCUGAAGAGCUACUCUAGUGCCGUUGUGACGAACCCCGAGAUGUAUUACUACCUUGCAGUAGACGUCCGUAAGUUGCUCCGAUUGCAACACGUGGAGAUCAAUAUGAUGAUCAUGCACAACUCGAAUCAUCUGAAACAUUUUUUCACCAGAUGGCUGGUGCAGUGUGCCCUGGAAGAAUACUGCAUGGCACCUCCAGGGUCAAAGAGGAAGUGCAACCUCAACCUCUAUCCCAAGUCCAAAAAGUACGCCGACUGUCACAGAUACGACGAGUCGGCCAUCAACCUCCUCCUGGCUUCGUGGCACAAUUAUGAUAUUGAUCAUUACGCCGCACAUGACAUUGUGACAUCAUAUUUUGACGGCCGUGAUGUUAGACGGUUCCUUAAAGUCUGUAAUUUGUUACCAAAAGAAUUAUAAAAACGUUCAAAAUUGGUUCCCUAUCUAUGAUCUUCGGAUCUCUCCCAAAACCGACAGAGAUGGAAAACCAGCUUCCAAGAUAUCCCUGUCCCAUGUUACAUGUGUCAUAGUUUGUUACACGUACAUGCAGUUGAACCUCGUUAUAACGUCAUCGUUGGGUCUGGCCAUUUUGUCGAUUUAAAUCGACCACAGCAACACGAAGGUGUCUCGUCUUAAGUUGCUGCUUCACUUAAGGAAGUGUUUCAUAACUGAAACUUAUUUUAUCUACGUGACAUCUGCACAAAAUUGUAGCCGAAUAAGAGAUAUCGAUGUAUUUGAAGUGUUUCAGCAACAUCGAGUCAGGUAUUUGUACAUUAAAUAUGAUAAAUUAUUAAUAAAAAAAGUAUCCAUACGUAAGUGUCGAUGUUUCAGCAAAAUAUUCGAUAUUGAAGAUGUAUAUAUUGUAAUGUAUCAAUGUAUUUAGAGUUAUUUAUCAAUGUAUUGGUCGAAAUACGUUAUGUAAAUAUCUAGCACAAAGACAUGCCAAAUGGACAAAUCAGAAACAUCUUUAAGUCAUACCCCAUCAAGAACCUGUCCAUAGCUUUAAACAUAACACUUAACCACUUAACUACCGGACAAAGAAAGAAUGCACCCAUAUUAUAGAUAGCUAAACACGUAACAAAAAAAACCAACGUUUAUUCGAUGGUGAUAUAUUUGAUAAGGCUUCCAUGGUUGUCCGCUGAACCUUACGCUGGCAGUGUUUUGAUCAUGUUCGGAAGUUUUGUGUUGAUCCAAUUUUCAAGUGUCAUUUUGAUUCUGGAAAUCUAAACAAAAUCUUACAUAGUUAGGAUAAACAUGCUUGUCUGCCAUAUGCGUAACCUUAGAUAUUUGACGACGCAAUAAUAUCCUUUAGGACAGAUUUUUUUUGGAGAUUCGUUUGAAACGAAUGUGUUUUCGUAUUGUAGCUUGGCUUUGUGGUCAUAUUGCAGUUUUCAUAGAGAGUUGCGUCCCUUACCAUAUUGGGAUUCUCGUUAGUCAGACUCACUGGUUAGGAUUCUUGUUUUGUCAGCAACAGUCCGUGCUCACAUGCCCAUCUUUUGGAUUAUAAUAUAAAAUAUAUGACGACAACAUAGAUAAAUACGGUAAAACCCGCUCAUGUUGAGUUAAAGGAAGUUAUCGAGUGAGGCCCAAAGACCGGAUGAUCUCAAGUAUCAUGUGACCUAAAUGCGUCACAAAUCCCUUCCUUGCGCACAACACCAGGGACUUGUUUGUUUUUUUUCAUUAUUGUGCUAAGCGAUGUCAAUGGUUCAUAUUGUUGUUUAUUGUGUGUUGAUGAUUGGAUAAUCAAUGAGUGGAGGUAUCGAUGACGUAUAUACAAAAGAACAUACAUACCCAGAGUUUUGGUAAUUUCUUAAUAAAAAGACAACGUAAACAUUUUGAAAAGUAUUUUGAUUGUGACUUGCAUGACACAGACAUUAUAUACAAGUUGCAAGAACUAUGUGUUUAGGACUCGUAAGUCGCAAUCAAAACAUUAUUUACAAAAUAUUUACGUUGAUUUUUUAAAUGCGAUUCCGAAGACUGACUGACUGACUGAGUUUGGUUUUACGCCGCUUUAAGCAAUAUUCCAGCAACAUCACGGCGGGAUUCCAAAGAACCAGAUGUAUACUUUCUUUUGUGUGUCAGUAUGUUUUCCAUGUAUACCUUUAUACCGCCAAAACUGUUGACGGAUACCUUCAACAUUAUGUUGGAUUGUGACGAGGAUGACUUGUAUGCAUUUAACUAAAUUCCAUGCAUGAUUUCGUGAGCAAUAAUUGAUCGAUAUCAACAUUAAUAUCUCCUUGUACAUAGAUGAAGAUAUAAACUGUGUUAUGCCUAGUGGAUAUGAAUGACGUGCUUUUUUGUUGAAUUCAUGUCUCUGUACACUAUUAUGGAAAAGGUAAAUAAUGAAAUAAACUAUUUGUGUAGA